Molecule: messenger RNA, 2963 nt
Organism: Andrographis paniculata
Lineage: Eukaryota; Viridiplantae; Streptophyta; Magnoliopsida; Lamiales; Acanthaceae
Product: UDP-glucuronate 4-epimerase 3-like
Exons: 2
Coding region: 426-1709 (427 amino acids)
Source: RefSeq, a predicted model, not a curated record
CAUCUCACCAACAAGCAGCAGCAUUGAGAACCCUUCCUUCAACUUCACCCUCCCAAAAAUUCUCCCAUCCACAAGCUCCCCAUCGCCAUCUCCAUCCCCUUCCAUUCUCUCCCUCCUAAUUCCCUAACCCUAAUCCCCAAUUCAUUCUCAAUUUUAUUUCUUUGUUUUUUCAUCAUCCUCACUGUAAUCCUUCCCCCAAACGCCAAUGGAAACCCUACCCUCCACCACUCCCACUUCAUCUCCCUCGCCCAUUUCUCAAUUCCAUUAAUUCUGCCAUUUUCCGACCCCAACUUGUUUCCUCCCAUUCCGAGGUGCCUGUUAAUUGAUUCCGGGGGGAUCGGAAGAAAUCAAGCCAGCAUCUCCCAGCCCUAAUUCGCGAAUCGGCAAGUUGGGGGGCCAAAUCGAAUCCGCCAAUCCUUGUGCAGAUGAAGCACAUCGAUGCCAAGUUCAAGAUGGAGAAACCGCCGUACAAUCGGCCGAGGCUGCACCACUCAUUACCUAAGCUCAUCUUCUGGUCCCUCCUUUUCGUAGGACUCAUCUUCCUAUUCUUCUUCCGAUCCCCCAAUACAACGUCGUCUCCUCUCCCAUCCGACCUCUCCCGACGCUCCCUCCGAACCAGCUCCUACGGGGGCCCCAAUUUCGAGAACCGGGUCCGGGACUCCGCUAAAAUCCGGUCCAGCAAUGGCAUUUCCGUACUGGUCACCGGCGCCGCCGGAUUCGUCGGCUGCCACGUGUCUCUCGCCCUCAAAGGCCGUGGCGACGGCGUAGUCGGCCUGGACAACUUUAACGACUACUACGACCAAUCCCUCAAGCGCGCCCGCCAGGCCCUCCUCGACCAGGGCGGCGUCCACGUCGUGGACGGCGAUAUAAAUGACGUCGUAUUGCUGGAGAGGCUCUUCGAGGUCGUCCGUUUCACGCACGUGAUGCACCUGGCCGCCCAGGCCGGGGUGCGCUACGCCAUGGUCAAUCCUGGAUCAUACGUUCGUAGCAACAUCGCCGGAUUUGUUAACCUGCUGGAGGUCUGCAAGAAUGCGAAUCCGCAGCCCGCCAUUGUUUGGGCGUCGAGCAGCUCCGUCUACGGCUUGAACACGAAGGUCCCGUUCUCUGAGAGGGACCGGACCGAUCAGCCGGCGAGUUUGUAUGCAGCUACUAAGAAAGCUGGGGAGGAAAUUGCACACACUUACAAUCACAUAUACGGCCUCUCGCUCACCGGAUUGCGAUUUUUCACGGUCUAUGGCCCCUGGGGUAGGCCGGACAUGGCUUACUUCUUUUUCACUAGGGAUAUUUUGAAAGGAAAGUCAAUCCCGAUCUUUGAGGCGCCUAACCAUGGCACCGUUGCUCGGGAUUUUACUUUCAUUGAGGAUAUAGUGAAUGGAUGUUUGGCAGCAUUGGAUACCUCGGAAAAGAGCACAGGUAGCGGUGGCAAGAAAAAGGGGCCGGCUCAAUUACGUGUGUAUAAUUUGGGGAACACAUCUCCGGUACCGGUAUCGGAACUUGUGAGUAUUCUUGAGAAGUUGCUCAAGGUAAAGGCGAAAAGAUCGGUUCUGAAGUUGCCGAGGAAUGGGGACGUGCAAUUUACGCACGCCAAUAUAAGCUUGGCCCAGAGGGAGCUCGGGUAUAAGCCGAGAACUGAUCUUCGGUCUGGGUUGAAAAAAUUCGUGGAAUGGUACCUAAGUUACUUCGUCGAUGGGAAGAAGAGUGCACAGUGAGAUAUGAUUGUGAGGUUGUAUGGUAGGAUCAUUCUAUUAUUGUUCAUUAUGAUUCUUGCAAAUUGUUAUUUGUUUGGUUAAUCUUAGUUUGAUUCGUUUAUUUAAUAUUUGUAUAUUUUUUUAUGAAAAGCGCGGUGUCCUUGAUUCGACGUUGAAGAAGUGUUUUAUUCUGUUGGGAGGCAUUUAUUGGAUUGGACAAAUUGCGCAUGUCUUGUUGUGGCAAUUGUAAUUUUUUUUGUUGUGUUCUUGUUGUACAAUUACUGACUGAUCGAUCGAAUUAAAUGUUUGAUGUGGGCUCGUAAUUUGAAUCCAAUAGUUCUUGCUACGUAUUCAUCUUUUGUAGUUAUUGCGGCAAUUAAUUGUGGUCUCUGUUUUUACUGAAGCAUUAAAUAAGCUUUUGUUUUUAUAAUCUGAUAAGCUCUUUUGUAUGAUCGAACAAUGCUAUAUGUCGAGUAAGUGUUGCAGCUAAUACUCAGGGCACACGUGGCUACUGAUUUCUUUUGUACAUAGGUGAGAAAGUUUGUCGUUUAGCUGUUGUAUUAUUACUAUAUUCUUUUCAAACAUGGUGACCGGUAGCUUAGUUUGUAUUAUUAUGUAAUAAGAUCUUUGAUUUUGUCUAGAAAUUGAAUUUUAUCCAAUGCUUUUCUUUUGGAUACGAUUGCAACUAACAGCCAGGGAAGCACAUGGAUAUGGAUUUCUGCUAUCGAUCAUUCUUCGAGCUUGAAGAAGCUGGAUUUCUUGUGAAGUUACAGAUGAAUCCUCCUUUUUAUCUCCUAAGAGCAAAAACAAGAACGAGUCAAUUGAUGGGGAGGUAAUUUGGUGAUGUUAUUUGCACAAGGGCUUCUAUUAAGCAUUUCGUAUUUACAAUUUACCCUUUCUUGUUUUUUUGUCGAGGAUAAUAUUGUAACAUGUGCAAGCAAAUUUGACAUAUAAUGACUUUGAUGACUUGAAAUAUGUUGUGCCGUUGUGGUCUAUACUAUAAUUGUGUGGUGGAUACUUGCAGAUUGAUCAAUCGAAACCAAUUGAAGUAUUUGCUUAAACUUGCCAUGUUUAGCUCUGUUUUAGGUAAGAGAUUUUUUGGAUCUUAUCGUCGAGCGCGGAAAGAGCAUCUUGUACCGGGUUGCCAUUUUCUUUUCUGGGUGUAUCUCUCGUUAUGCUUGCUUGGGAUUAAGGAUAUAUUUAGCAAUUUGCUGUUAGUUCGAUUAUUAGGUUUGACUAACCAGAUAUAUUAGCUAUUUGUGCUUGCAAAAUCAA